UACUUUGAUCGGUCGCGACGACGGCGACCCAGAGUGGUGAAUGAAGUCAGUUUAGUUAACGAACUUCGCGGAGCGUCAUUUCCCAGUCGCGCGGCUUGCUUGGAUGAGUUAUUCGUGAUUUUUUUUUUGUUUGAAGGUACACAAUUGCAGAUUUAAUCGGACAGGUCCCGAAGUGCAUCGCCGAGACUCACAACCGCCGGAUGUCGCAGCAGCACUGUGUGGCAACAAAUUGGCCAAUUUCCGAGCCUGACCGCAAAUAGAGCACCCCUCCCCUCCCUGCCCGGAUUAGGAGCCCCCUCCCCAUCGAGGCCGCCAAUGGUGUACCAUGUCAACGAUAGAUGAGCGCACGGCCUAUCUCGACAAUCCGUACUUCAAAGGGCACAUCUACGGGAACUUUAACCCGUUCUACGCGACCAUCGCCGUCUGCACCGCGCUCGGCGUGUUCAUCUUUCUGCUGAACGUCAUCUGCUGCUGCUGCUCGCGGCACCGCGGCUACUGGAAGGACCGGCACACAGGAAACCGUUGGCUAGUAUCAAUCUGGUCCGUGACACCGCACAAAAACCCACCGUUGGACCUCACCGAACUGAAGGACGUUCGAUCCUUCCAACCAGUGAAUCCCGAUAUUGAGCGUCCGGUCGAGUACACCGUCUCGCACCACCGCCCUCAACAACAGUACUACCCCCAGCCACCGUACGGAUCUAGUGGUGGCCGCAGCGGAGGUUAUCCGGAGGAGUACGUCGAGCUUCACAAGCGCGAAAGUGACAUCUAGAAGCUAAACCAGAGUUCUUUU
Molecule: messenger RNA, 790 nt
Organism: Culex pipiens pallens (northern house mosquito)
Lineage: Eukaryota; Metazoa; Arthropoda; Insecta; Diptera; Culicidae
Gene: wrm1
Exons: 4
Coding region: 326-769 (147 amino acids)
Source: RefSeq, a predicted model, not a curated record